AGGGCGGGUGCUUCCGGCCAGCAGGGGUAGGUUGUAGGAUGAGCGGGAGAGACGCGGCGCUGAGGAGAGCAGGCAAUUGAUUGUCUGCUGUUGAUACCAGACCAAAGAUGACGAAACUAGGAUUCCUGCGGUUGUCUUAUGAGAAGCAAGACACACUGCUGAAGUUGCUCAUUCUGUCCAUGGCAGCAGUGCUCUCUUUUUCCACCAGGUUAUUCUCUGUCCUGAGGUUUGAAAGUGUUAUCCAUGAGUUUGACCCGUACUUCAACUACAGGACCACUCGCUUUCUUACUGAAGAGGGUUUCUACAAAUUUCAUAACUGGUUUGAUGACAGAGCUUGGUAUCCACUGGGAAGAAUUAUUGGAGGAACAAUCUACCCGGGUCUCAUGAUAACCUCAGCCACCCUCUACCAUGUCCUACACUUCUUUCACAUCACAGUUGACAUCAGGAAUGUGUGUGUGUUUCUGGCUCCGCUUUUCUCCUCCUUUACCACCAUUGUGACGUACCAUUUAACAAGAGAGCUGAAGGACGCAGGUGCUGGCUUGUUAGCUGCUGCCAUGAUCGCUGUGGUACCUGGAUACAUUUCACGUUCCGUGGCUGGCUCCUAUGAUAACGAAGGUAUUGCUAUCUUCUGCAUGCUGCUCACAUACUAUAUGUGGAUUAAGGCCGUAAAGACUGGCUCCAUCUACUGGUCAUCUAUGUGUGCCUUAGCGUACUUUUAUAUGGUUUCCUCGUGGGGUGGUUACGUGUUCCUGAUCAAUCUGAUUCCACUUCAUGUUCUCAUCCUGAUGUUGACUGGUCGGUUUUCGCACCGCAUCUAUGUUGCCUACUGUACUGUCUAUUGCCUGGGAACCAUCCUCUCCAUGCAGAUUUCCUUUGUGGGAUUCCAGCCUGUCCAGUCUUCAGAGCAUAUGGCUGCCCUGGGUGUGUUUGGCUUGUGCCAGAUCCACGCCUUUGUUGAUUACCUGCGCAGCAAACUCAGCACACAACAGUUUGAGGUCCUGUUUAAGAGCGUCAUCUCUCUGGUUGGGUUGGUUGUGCUAGCUGCAGGAACCGUGCUGGUUCUGACAGGUAAAAUUUCCCCAUGGACUGGGCGUUUCUACUCAUUGCUGGAUCCGUCGUAUGCGAAAAACAAUAUUCCAAUCAUUGCCUCCGUCUCUGAGCACCAGCCCACCACCUGGUCAUCGUAUUACUUUGAUCUACAGCUCCUUGUUUUCAUGUUCCCAGUCGGUUUGUACUACUGCUUCAACAACCUGUCAGAUGCCAGGAUUUUCAUCAUCAUGUACGGUGUCACCAGUAUGUACUUUUCCGCUGUGAUGGUUCGACUUAUGCUGGUGUUAGCCCCUGUAAUGUGUAUCCUGUCAGGGAUCGGUGUAUCUCAAGUUCUGUCAACUUAUAUAAAGAACCUGGAUAUCAGCCGCCCAGAUAAGAAGUCAAAAAAGCAGCAGGAUUCUACCUACCCGAUUAAAAAUGAAGUGGCGAGUGGAAUGGUCUUCGUGAUGACAUUCUUUCUCAUCACGUACACCUUUCAUUCCACGUGGGUGACCAGUGAGGCGUAUUCUUCUCCCUCCAUUGUCCUGUCUGCCCGCGGAGGAGAUGGAAGUAGGAUUAUCUUUGACGACUUCAGAGAGGCUUAUUACUGGCUAAGACACAAUACACCCGAGGAUGCCAAAGUGAUGUCUUGGUGGGAUUAUGGCUAUCAGAUCACGGCAAUGGCAAAUCGAACCAUCCUCGUGGACAACAACACCUGGAAUAACACUCAUAUUUCCAGAGUCGGACAGGCCAUGGCCUCUCCAGAAGAGAAAGCCUAUGAAAUCAUGAGAGAGUUGGAUGUCAGCUACGUGCUGGUAAUUUUUGGAGGUCUAACAGGAUAUUCCUCCGAUGAUAUCAACAAGUUUUUGUGGAUGGUAAGAAUUGGAGGCAGCACAGACACAGGCAGACAUAUCAAGGAGCAUGAUUAUUACACACCGACAGGAGAAUUCCGCGUGGACCGAGAGGGAUCUCCAGUCCUACUCAACUGCCUGAUGUACAAAAUGUGCUACUAUCGCUUCGGCCAGGUCUACACAGAAGCAAAACGCCCACCUGGCUACGACAGGGUAAGAAAUGCGGAGAUUGGAAACAAAGACUUUGAGCUGGACGUUCUAGAAGAGGCUUACACCACUGAGCACUGGUUGGUGCGUAUAUACAAGGUUAAAGAUUUGGAUAACCGUGGCCUCUCAAGAACGUAAAAGCACAAAACAGCUCGACGGAAAACAGCACUGACUGAUGCCUUGUCCUGGGAAGAGAGUUGUAUUUGGGUUUUUUUUAUACGCUAGUUUGGGAAUAAAAGAAGAAAUCAAGAGUUUUACAUGUUGCGUUGUGUCUGGCCAACUGUUUCAGUGAUCAAUGAUUUGUACAAUUGCUGGCAAGUAUCCAAAACAAAAUUGCGCUGUUUUAAGUUCCACAGUGCGAAAAUAAAGGGUUCCAAUGGACACUGGGAA
Messenger RNA from Callorhinchus milii (elephant shark), 2477 nucleotides. RefSeq names its product STT3 oligosaccharyltransferase complex catalytic subunit A (gene stt3a). Gene Ontology annotation, biological process: post-translational protein modification. The record is from RefSeq and is a predicted model, not a curated record. Gene Ontology annotation, molecular function: dolichyl-diphosphooligosaccharide-protein glycotransferase activity. The transcript is spliced from 18 exons. NCBI's taxonomy places the organism in Eukaryota, Metazoa, Chordata, Chondrichthyes, Chimaeriformes, Callorhinchidae. Gene Ontology annotation, cellular component: membrane. The coding region runs from base 108 to 2225 and encodes 705 amino acids.